AUGGAGUCAGAAGGACCUGCAGAGUCAGACAGUUCAGAAAAAUUAGUAUUUUCCCCACGGCAAGAAGAAGAAGAGAAUAAUGAAGAAGAAGCUCAAGAAUCAGAGAAAACAGGCACUGUGAACCCCCUUUUACAACCUGCUCUCACAGGGGACGUAGAAGGUUUGCAGAAGAUUUUUGAGGAUCCUCAGAAUCCUCAUCAUGAACAGGCCAUGCAGUUACUCUUGGAAGAAGACAUUGUUGGGAGAAAUUUGUUGUAUGCAGCUUGCAUGGCCGGGCAAAGUGAUGUGAUUAGAGCUUUGGCAAAAUACGGUGUGAAUCUGAAUGAAAAGACCACCAGAGGGUACACACUCUUACACUGUGCCGCAGCCUGGGGUCGUUUGGAAACUUUGAAAGCACUAGUGGAACUGGACGUUGAUACAGAAGCUUUGAAUUUCCGGGAAGAAAGAGCUCGAGAUGUUGCUGCUCGGUAUUCCCAGACUGAGUGUGUUGAAUUCCUGGACUGGGCAGAUGCAAGGCUGGCUCUGAAAAAAUAUAUUGCAAAGGUCUCUUUUACCAUUACUGACACAGAAAAGGGACCAGGGAAGCUCCUUAAGGAAGACAAGAACACCAUCCUCAAUGCAUGCCGUGCUAAAAAUGAGUGGUUGGAAACCCAUUCAGAAGCUUCCAUUAAUGAGCUUUUUGAGCAGAGACAACAAUUGGAGGAUAUCGUGACUCCCAUCCUCACAAAGAUGUCUAUACCACGUCAAGUGAAAAGUGCCAAAUCUAUAAACUAA
This is a messenger RNA of Cynocephalus volans (Philippine flying lemur), 774 nucleotides long. It is a transcript of the gene ANKRD45, whose product is annotated as ankyrin repeat domain 45. Gene Ontology annotation, molecular function: protein binding. Gene Ontology annotation, cellular component: nucleus. The transcript is spliced from 5 exons. The coding region runs from base 1 to 774 and encodes 257 amino acids. The record is from RefSeq and is a predicted model, not a curated record. Lineage: Eukaryota; Metazoa; Chordata; Mammalia; Dermoptera; Cynocephalidae.